Messenger RNA from Thermochaetoides thermophila DSM 1495, 1956 nucleotides. RefSeq lists its product as uncharacterized. Gene Ontology annotation, biological process: intracellular signal transduction; protein phosphorylation. The transcript has 7 exons. Lineage: Eukaryota; Fungi; Ascomycota; Sordariomycetes; Sordariales; Chaetomiaceae. Gene Ontology annotation, molecular function: protein serine/threonine kinase activity; ATP binding. Bases 1 to 1956 code for a protein of 651 amino acids. Gene Ontology annotation, cellular component: cytoplasm. The record is from RefSeq and is a predicted model, not a curated record.
AUGGCUGAAGACGCUGUCCUUGUGCAGGACGGCCUAUUGAAGUCCACGGCCGACAGGAGAGCGCUGUCACCGGCCCCCCUUACCUCCAUCCCUCCUAACUUGACAUCACCUGGCAUUUCGAUCGAGUUUCAUGGCGACCCGGGCACCGAGGAGAAGCCUGUUCUGAUCCAUCCGCGUUCGGCCCCUCCAGGCAUGCAGAGCUUCCCAAGUCCCAUGAGGCAUCAUAAGAGGACGCCCUCAGCCCAUCGGGAGAUCAAGGAAACACUCAAUGCCCGCUCACAAUACAUGGAGGACGAGAAUGAGGGGCGCCAACAGUUCCGCAUCAAUCAGUACCUCAUCAAGGAGGAAAUUGGCCAUGGCACAUUCGGCUCUGUUCAUCUUGCUGUUGACCAAUUCGGAACUGAAUACGCCGUUAAGGAAUUCUCAAAGACGAGGUUGAGGAAGCGUGCCCAGUCCAACAUCCUUCGCCAUGGUCCAAGGCGGGCUGGGCGCUUACCUCCGCGAGCUGGCUUCGGCGCCCCUGACUUUCCUAAUCGUGAGCUGUUCGACCAGAAAGUCAAGGAGGAGCAAGAUGCGCUCUACCUCAUUCGUCAUGAAGUAGCCAUCAUGAAGAAGCUGAACCAUCCCAAUCUUGUGCAGUUGAUUGAGGUGCUUGAUGACCCCUUAGAGGAUUCGCUUUACAUGGUCAUGGAGAUGUGCAAGAAGGGCGUCGUCAUGCGUGUCGAUCUCGGAAAGACGGCAAGCCCAUUCCCGGAGGAGCAGUGCCGCCACUGGUUCCGGGACCUGAUCCUAGGUAUCGAAUAUUUGCAUUCCCAGGGCGUCGUUCACCGCGACAUAAAGCCGGACAAUCUCCUGCUCAGCGAGGACGAUGUCUUAAAGAUUGCCGACUUUGGAGUAUCUGAAAUGUUCGAGAAGAGCACCGAGAUGAGGACAGCCAAGUCAGCAGGGUCACCAGCAUUCCUUCCUCCUGAGCUGUGCGGUCCGGCUCAUGGCGAAGUGUCCGGCAAAGCUGCCGAUAUCUGGUCUAUGGGUGUUUCCUUGUACUGCUUCCGUUACGGAAGGCUGCCUUUCGAAUCGGAGAGCCUAAUUGAGAUCCGCGAGGCUAUCCGCACUCAACCCCUCUCUUUGCCUGCGGAUGAGAACCCCGACUUUGUCGACCUGAUGAAGAAGAUCCUCGAGAAAGAUCCCGAUAAGAGAAUCACCAUGGAGGAACUUAGAGAACAUCCGUGGGUGACGAAAAGGGGCACAGACCCUUUACUUAGUACCGAGGAGAACUGCUCCGACCCCGUCGAGCCCAACCCUCUCGAAGUUAACCGCGCUUUUACGCAGCGAAUGAGCCAUUUGAUUUGUGUUUUGAAAGCCAUCCGUCGAUUCAAGAAGCUCCUCGCCCAAGCCAGAGCGCGCAAAGCCUCUCGAGCCAGCUUCUCGGGUACCGCCUGCUCAUCAUCCCCAGACUCUACCCAGCACACUGUUGAAGACACGGCCGACAUCGCCGCCAAGGUCGUCCGUGAACGUCAAGAGCUCAUCCGUCGAAGCACCCAGACCGCUGGUAUCCCCGUUACCAGGCCCAGCGUUGACCUGCUCCUGCCGCUGAUCCAGCCUCCUUUGUCCAAUGCUCCCACUGACAAGCCAUAUACCGCCCCGUUGCUUGGCAUUGGUGUUGGGGGACAUGACGAGUUCUCGGGGGAUGACCCGACUGCAUUCAACGUUGUAUCGGACUCUCCGGGAGUUGUGGAUUUUAAUGUAUAUGAUUUGGCGUUCAAGCAGGAGAUGGAACGCAUUCGGCGGUCGGGGAGUCGCAAGGGACGGGCACCGUGGAUUACUAGGCCCGGUGAGGGAUUGAGGGGGCGGGCGAGUGAGAGGGUUCAGGAGGAAGCUGCCGAGGACGGCGAUGGUGAGAAGCAAACAGAGGGGGGACAAGAUGGAGUAGGAGAGAAAACGGGAGAAAAUAAGUGA